AUUAUCAUGUCAACGAGGAGAGCGCGAAUCAAAGCAGUCGCUGCUUUGCCACCGAGGAGAAAAAAUGCAGAUGCAAAGAACAAGCAAAGUGUGCUUAAGGAGGGUUAUGAGAAAGGCCCGCCAACACCGAAGACACCCCGAGCGAACAGUGGUAAAAAAGAUGAAACAAAAUCACCAAUUCCAAACACCGAUAAUAAAUCACCUGUUGUAAAGGCCGUACGCACUCCACCGCCCUUGAUACCGAUUUCAACUACUAAAAUUCAGUUAGAAAAUGUACCUUCACCUAGGCCAGAAAUUUCUAAAGAACCUGUACCAAGAAAUACCACGCCACAAAUCGAAAAAGAAAAGUCCGACUCUCCACAAUCUGAAAAAGUAUCUGUCAUAACAUCAGCAUCUAAUUCCAACUAUGUGACAAAUAAUCCACCACCUAAAACCACUUCAGUGAAACACCCUUCUCCUAAAGACUCAUCGCCGAAGGUCAUAAAUGUUGUUAGACAAAAUAGGGACGAUAUAGAAAAAACAAGUGGCAUAGACUGUGAUAUUGAAAAUGUACAAGUACUUAAUAUUCAGAAUAUGCAGGCAAAUCAUAUUCAAAAUGCACAGGAAAUUGCAGAAAAAACAAUGGAAAAUUCAGAUAAAGAAAAUGGAAUUGAUAAAAUUGUGGAUACUCCAUCAGACUCUGAUAGAGAAAAGAGGAAUGACAUUCGUGAUGAUUACAGUGUACCAAGUGUACCAGAAAGCAUAACUGAUGAAAGUGCAGUCAUGGAUGGUAUUGUUCCAUUACAACCAGGCAAGAAUGCUCCCAAACCAAUAGAUCUACUGAAGAAUGCAAUCAUAUCAGAAAAUGCUGAAGUACUUUUUGAUCCUAUUGUGCCUUUGCCUUCGCCGAGUAAAGUUAGACCGAAACUGCGGCCUAUCCCUAGGUUAGCACCAAAUAGGAGAAACAGUGUACAGGGCAGUGCAAGCGAGUCCGAAGACGAGAGCCGCCGUGCAUUACUAACGACCGGUGGGCCGACAGCUUUGCCGCCACGGCAGCGACACGACUCCCACACUUCACUCAGCACUAUGUUAUCUGCUCCUAUUAGGGAGGUGAACCGAACGAGAACCGACUCUGUGAGUUCGAGUGUCAGUCAGGUGACCGUGCAGCAGCCGCCUCCUACAUCGCCUGUAAAAGAAAAGCAUUUCACUAAAACUCGUCGUCAAGAAAUGAGCAAACGAAUGUGGCGACGCCGUCGUGACACUGCCAAACCAGACGUACUCACUAUGUACGAUUUGAUCUUCUUCAAUCCUACGACCAAUCCGAUUGUUCCCGAUCAAGACGAGAUAAAUGCAAAAGAAGCAGACGCAAAGGACGAAGCGGAAAGGAAUUCCAAACCUCAAGAGACCGAAGAGGACGUGGAUGACCCGCCUGCGGAAGACACGGCGCCCGCACCUCAAAUCAAGCUUGGACCUAACGGGGAAAUCAUACUGGAUGAGAAGAGCUUGGUGAUAAAACAAUCAGAUGCACACCGUAAAGUAUCGUCUGUGGUCCGCGAGGGAAGUUGGGCCGGAUCGGGCGGUGGACGGUAUACGCGAGCGGCCCGAACGGCCGAAUGGAGUGCGGUGGAAACCGUACGGUUCUACAGAGCGCUAGCUGCUAUUGGUACAGACUUCACUUUAAUGGCUCCAUUGUUUCCUGAUCGGAAUAGGCGAGAUUUGAAACUUAAGUUCAAAAAGGAAGAAAAAAUAAAUGGAGCACAAGUAGACAUGGCACUUCGGUCAGCAACUGCCUGGGACGUGUCAGGGCUUAUGGACGAGUUCAAGCAAGAAAGAGAAGAGGAAAAGAAAAAGGCUGAAGAAGAACGAAAGAGACUCAUUGAGGAGAAGAAAGCGGAAAAAGAGAGGUUAAGAAUGUCUAAGGAGAUGGGACUAAGAUCCAGUCGAGGCACUAAAGCAAUGGAGACCAAACGCCAUGCAGUCAUCAAUGAAGAAAUGACCGGCGACUAUUUCUUGCGCCGCGCUUUACAGGAAAGGAAAGAAAGGAACGAGGAACGAUUACAAAAGAAAAAUGAAACGAAUUUGUUACCCCCACCACCGCCAAAAGAACUAUCCAUACAAGCUCCAAUAACAAAUCAGAAUUUCGCUACACUGACGUUAAUUAGUGACAAAAUGCCAGUACCGCCGUCACCGCAUCAGAAUAAGGCCUCCGACAUGGCCACUAUAACAAGACUGAAUAAUCUAAAUUCAACUGUACCACUGCCACCUAGAACUGAAAAUGAAAUCACUGGAGUACCAAACAAUAUUGAAACAGGAUCUCUAGUAGUGCUACGGGUCAAUGACCCUAAUUCCCCUUCAAAAACAAUGUUACAAACGUAUAUAGCUCAUGGCGCAGGAAAGCUCACUCCUGUCGCGUUGCCCUCCACGUUCCUAAACUCUGUAGUAGGUUAUAUGAAAAAAGGUACUCCAAAAAGUACUAUAUCAACGGCGUCUUCCCCACAGCUGACGUCACCAAGUAGUGUAACAAGUCAAGAUAGUAGAUCAUGUACCCCAGGUGUCAUACAACUAGCUCCAAGUCCAGCAAAAAGACAGCGACAUAGUUCGUACACUAUAACCCCCCUUUGACAACAACACUUAACACGAUCUCAUGUUAAGGAUAUUCAUAGAAAGUCUGUUAUUGUACAGUCAAGAUCAAUGUGUUAAUGAAAAUCAACAUUAUCACAAUUAAUUUCUUGUGCACUUUUAAAUUGGUUUACGAAUUCCAGUUUCGACAAAAAUACACCAUACUUUGUUUAUUUUAAUAAAAUGUGCACAUAUAUCGUUUAUCGCUUAGACGUAUCCUUGUGACUUGACACUGUAAAAGGGUUUCAAAUUACAAUAAGGGAGUUAGUAAGUUUGACGCCGAUUGUACCACUAUAUAAAUUAGUUGACCUUACAAUAAAGUAAAUAAAGAAAAAAUAAAGUAAAUGUAGUUCCUCUGUAGAUUGUAAAUGCAUUUUUAUAAGAAACAGAAGAAUAACUUUAUAUAACAUAGACUGUAUUAAAAUUAGUAGACAGACUGUGAUAACGAAACCCUGUUCUCUGUGAAUGUAGAAAAAAAAAGAAGUGAAAGCAUUUGCUCCACAUUCCAUAAUGUACCAAUUCAUCACAGGGUGGGUCAGCUACAGAUUCUGCUCAUCUGGUAAUCAAUCAAGAAUGCAUUGUACUCCUUACCCAACUGUUGUUGAGAUGCAACUACAAACUACAGGAUACAAUUGCAAAAUAAGUAGUUUUCUCGUGUAGAUGCAACUACCUUUGUUCAACUACCCGUGCUCCACUCUAUAACUGAAACUUGUUAGAAUCAUUGGUAUAUAUUAUGUAUAGAUGUUUAUCGAAUUUCAUAGUGUUAUCUUCAGGCUUCAAUUUUGUUUCUGAUUAGUAUAAUAUUGUAGUUAACUGAACUCUGUAAAUAUGUUGUUGUGUUGUUACGCAUAUUAUUAUGCACGUAAUAGUAGAGGACAAUUAUGUAUAUUAAAAUAGUUUGUA
Molecule: messenger RNA, 3501 nt
Organism: Hyposmocoma kahamanoa
Lineage: Eukaryota; Metazoa; Arthropoda; Insecta; Lepidoptera; Cosmopterigidae
Gene: Bdp1
Exons: 9
Coding region: 7-2601 (864 amino acids)
Biological process (GO): RNA polymerase III preinitiation complex assembly
Cellular component (GO): transcription factor TFIIIB complex
Molecular function (GO): TFIIIC-class transcription factor complex binding
Source: RefSeq, a predicted model, not a curated record